This is a messenger RNA of Capsella rubella, 1694 nucleotides long. Its product is annotated as AAA-ATPase At2g18193. The record is from RefSeq and is a predicted model, not a curated record. Gene Ontology annotation, molecular function: ATP hydrolysis activity; ATP binding. Lineage: Eukaryota; Viridiplantae; Streptophyta; Magnoliopsida; Brassicales; Brassicaceae. The transcript has 2 exons. The coding region runs from base 110 to 1603 and encodes 497 amino acids.
UUUGGCAUGUGCGUCUAUAAAAAGUAUCUCUCUCUCACACUUCUCUCUCAGUCUCUUUCACCGGAGAAAGUUAUAUAAAUUUCUAGGUCAUCGGAAAAUUUCACCGGAGAUGUAUCCUUCAUCCGACUUCUCUUUCUCACCGUCGUCGCUGUUCUCAGCGUACGCAUCUUUAACCGGUUUCUUGAUGCUCUUUAGAUCGAUGCUCCACGAUUUCGUACCGGAGAAGCUCCGAUCUUACUUCUCCCACUUGUUCGAGCGGUUCUUCACUCCAAGAUCGAAGACUAUAACGGUGGUUAUCGACGAGAACUUCGGAUUGAACCGGAACCAAGUCUUCGACGCGGCGGAGAUGUAUCUCCGGAACAGAAUCGGACCUGAUACAGAGCGUUUAAGAGUCGGUAAGAUCCCAAAGCAGAAACAUUUCACAAUCUCGAUCGAGAAAGGCGAAGAGAUCUCCGAUACGUUCGAGGGUUCCGAGGUGAAAUGGAGCUAUGUUCAAUCGGAGAACGAGAAAGGGGAUAAAGUGAAACGGUACUACGAGCUUACGUUUGAGAAGAAGCUUAGAGAUAAAGUCAUGGACUCUUACUUGAGCCACGUUGUAGCUGAAUCAGAGGAGAUUAAGAGGAAUCUGAGAGUGGUUAAGCUUUAUAGCAGAGAUGUGUAUGCGAGUGAUGAUGAUGAUGGAAUGGCUGGUGGGAACUGGGGAUGUAUCAAUCUCGAGCAUCCAUCGACGUUUGAUACAUUGGCCAUGGAUCCAAAUGCGAAGAAGAAGAUCGUUGAUGACUUGGAGAGGUUCUUGAAAAGGAGAGAUUUUUACAAGAGAGUUGGUAAAGCUUGGAAACGAGGUUACUUGUUGUAUGGUCCUCCAGGAACUGGUAAAUCAAGCUUGAUUGCUGCAAUGGCUAAUUAUCUUAAGUUUGAUGUGUUUGAUCUUGAGCUUAGUAGUAUUUAUGACAAUGGUGAAUUGAAGAGGGUUUUGUUAUCUACAACGAAUCGUUCGAUUUUGGUUAUUGAGGAUAUUGAUUGUAAUGCUGAGGUGAGAGAUAGGGAAGCUGAUGAUGCGAAUCAAGAAGACGAGAGGAGGAGUGGAAAGGUGACUUUGUCAGGGAUUUUGAAUUUCAUUGAUGGCUUAUGGUCCAGUUUCGGAGAUGAGAGAAUCAUUGUGUUCACGACGAAUCACAAAGACCGGCUUGACCCUGCUCUGCUUCGUCCUGGGAGAAUGGAUGUGCAUAUCAACAUGUCUUAUUGUACAGGUUUAGGAUUUAGGACAUUGGUCUCUAACUACCUCGGUUUAGAUGGCUUAAACCAUCCUCUUUGCGAGGAAAUCGAAGCGCUGAUUGAUUCUACUGAAGUUACUCCUGCUGAGUUAGCUGAAGAGCUGAUGCAAGAUGAUGACACUGAUGUUGUUCUUCGAGGAGUGGUUAGCUUUGUGGAGAAGAGGAAGGUUGAGAGAAGCAAGACCAGUAAAGAGGUUUCUAAUUGUAAAGCAACUGAUGAUGAUGAAAAACAGAAUGGUUCUUUGGAUUGUGUAAAGAAGAAGAAGAAGAAGAAAAGUGGUAAACAAAAAGGAAAAGGGAAAGGAAAGGCCAAAGCUUAUUUGUACUAGUAUAUAUGAUAUGUUGUGUAACUUGGUAUAUAUUAAGCUUUUGUUUUAACAUUAACCCAAAUAAAUAAAAUAAAAAAGCUUCUAUUCUACA